Salvelinus sp. IW2-2015 is the source of this 1761-nucleotide messenger RNA. Its product is annotated as monocarboxylate transporter 8. Gene Ontology annotation, molecular function: thyroid hormone transmembrane transporter activity; monocarboxylic acid transmembrane transporter activity. Lineage: Eukaryota; Metazoa; Chordata; Actinopteri; Salmoniformes; Salmonidae. Gene Ontology annotation, cellular component: membrane. Gene Ontology annotation, biological process: transmembrane transport. The record is from RefSeq and is a predicted model, not a curated record.
AUUGUGGUUAAUGAUUGAGCGUAACACUUGUUAUCUUUACUCUCAGCUCACAGCCUCUGUGACACACAUGCAACAGCAUUGAUUUGGUUCAUUGGUUCAUGCUGGGAAGCUAAGACAUCAUGCAGGGAUAUUAACACAAUGUUCAUGGGAAAAUGAGAGGCCUGAUAAUUGGAGACAGCAUCUCAGAGGAUGGAGAGCCAAAAAACACAGUCUGAGAAACCUGAUCCAGGCCUUGCACAGUCCUUAGGAACAUAUUUAUCAUAUUACGAGCAUGAAGAAAUGAAAAGAGAUGGCAGUCGUCCUGACUGUGAGACAGAGGAAAACAAGGACCCAUCGUCUCAGAUUGUCUCAUGUGCCCAUGCAGAUUCAGCUCCCGACCUGGAGUGGUUCCCGGAGGGACGCUUCGUCUGGCUUGUUGUCCUGGCAGCCACCUGGUGCAAUGGAUCAAUCUUUGGGAUUCAGAAGUCUUUUGGAAUCAUACAUAUGAUGCUUGUUAAAGCUCACGAGGACUCAAAUAAUGAAGUUUCUCAGUUUGCAAUAGCCUGGGUUGGUGCUCUGGCCAUGGGAAUGGUCUUUCUCUGCUCCCCCCUGGUCAGUAUUGUCACUGAUCACUUUGGCUGCAGGGUGACGGCCAUUUGUGGGGCCCUUGUGGCUUUCUUGGGACUUCUGACAAGUUCAUUCACCAUGUCGUUAGGUUUGUGGUACUUCACCUAUGGGGUUCUGUUUGGCUGUGGCUCCUCCUUUGUCUUCUUGCCUUCUCUGGUGACCCUGGGACACUACUUCCCUCAGCGCCUCGGCCUGGUCAACGGGGUGGUGAUGGCAGGCAGCAGUGUUUUCUCCAUAAGCCUGCCCGCCCUGCUGGAGGAGGUGGGGACACCGCUGGGCCUCAGCACCACCUUUCAGAUCCUCAGUGCCCUCAUGCUAAUCCAGGCAGCCCUGGCAUUCUCCUUCAGCUCACGCCUUUACCACAGGAAUUUGUCCACUAACACGGCCCAGCAUUCAUUUGCCAACCUGAGCAGUGGCUGGCAGCAGGGCCUGGCACAGACCAGGAGGUACUGCAACCUUGGAGUGUUUCACCUCCCUAAUUACAGGGUGUGGGCUUUUGGGGUGGCUACGGCUAUGCUGGGCAACUUUGUGCCCUACAUUUACCUGAUGAGUUUUGUGGAGGAGCAGUUUGUGGAGACGCCAGUGAAGGAGUGGGUCCUCCUGGUGUGUAUCGGGGUGACCUCCUGCGUAGGACACCUGCUGUUUGGCAGGGUGGGAGACCUGCUCCAUGGGGCACGCAAGAUCUACCUGCAGGCAGGCUCCUUCAUGGUGCUGGGCUUGGUGUCUAUGCUGGUUCCUCUGUGUGUCAGGUUUGAGGGGCUGGUUGCAGUGUGUCUACUGCUGGGGCUGUGUGACGGCUGCGUCAUCACCCUCAUGGCCCCUGUGACAUUUGAACUGGUGGGCCCCCAGAGAGCCUCCCAGGCCAUCGGCUACCUGAUGGGCCUCAUGGCCCUCCCCAUGACCGCCGGACCCCCCCRCGCAGGGCUACUCCAUGACCACUUUGGAGAUUACCACAUGGCCUUCUACCUGGCUGGGGUUCCUCCCAUGAUCGGAGGUGUCCUGCUCUUCUUUGUCCCGAAUGUUCAUCAACGCCUGCUGGAGGGCCAGCAAGAAACCCUCCCCAGACCCAGCCCUGACCUCCAGCUAUCCCCUCCUGGCUCUGACCACCAGUACCCUCCCAUCCCUGGUCACCAGCUGCCCCCAACCAGCCCUGAC